This is a messenger RNA of Leptidea sinapis, 1231 nucleotides long. RefSeq lists its product as uncharacterized. Lineage: Eukaryota; Metazoa; Arthropoda; Insecta; Lepidoptera; Pieridae. The record is from RefSeq and is a predicted model, not a curated record. The transcript is spliced from 3 exons. The coding region runs from base 199 to 516 and encodes 105 amino acids.
UUCAAAAAGGAGCUAUAAUAUGAAUAAAUAGAAGUGUAAACAAGACGCCAUGACAACUAACAACAAUAAUAGGGAGCCAAAUGAUUACUUUCUUUUGGGUAAAAGAAUAUAAAUUUAAUAUAUCUGACUACUGAAGGAUUUAGAUCAUAUUGCAGUUAAUUUUAUGACCAAAAAUUUAAUAAUUGUGUUCCAAUUAGAAUGAUGCUUUCAAUAAUUUUACUAACAAGGUUCCUAAACAAUUGUUCAAGUAGAGCCUCCGUCGCAAAUUUACAGUCCUCGUGGGAGAUGAAGAGAAAUAUCGAUGUUGGGACUGAAGUGAAAAAUGCUAUGACUCUGCAAACAAGUUCAAUUAUAAACGAUAUUAUACAUCUAUAUAUAUAUAUAUAUACAAACGAACUUCCUAUACAGAGAUACAGCGAGUGUUCGGAGACAGCUUUCGACAGCAAAUGGAAAGAAAACACACACACAAACACGUUUGGGACUCAUAUUUAUCACUUCACAGCUGCACACCUAUGAUCGAUGCUAAUUCAAAAUGGCCGACCUGAACGUCACAUAAAAUGCGCGGGAAACGCACGCGCACUUACUUAUUUACUUUAAAUUAAUUAGGUUUUACUUUUAUAACUGUUUAAAAGUUAAAACACUCUAAAAACGUCCAUUCCCGUUCACGAGAUUUGCCUGACUAACAUUAAAAAACUUAAACGUAUUCAAAACUUGAAAACCAUAAAACAUAUCUCCCCUAUUAUUAGUUUAUGGUUUGCGACUGUUACGGAGCUAUUAUGUUAUUUUUCUCUGUGCGUUGUUUUGAUUGUAUGCGGUGAUGGCGAGACAAUUUUGGGCAAUACAAAAUGCUAUUGAGUGGGCUAAAGUCAUUCAACUAUUGUUCAAUACUGGUUCUGCUUGUAGAGUAAAAAACGAAUCUUUUGUUUCUUAAUAAGCUCACGUUCUUAAUUACGGUAAAAAGAAAUACUUUAAUUUAAGAAGCUAAAAUAUGAAACCAAUUUAGAUACAAAUUUAUGAGUUUAUAACUUAUAUAAAAAAAAUAUACAUUUUCAAUAUCUUUUUCUUAUCUAAAAGUAACAUUUAUUUUAUUAAAUGCAUGCGGACGUUCACUGGUGGAUAUCUCAUGUAAUUCCGAGUAACUGAAGUAACGUUUAUCUUGUGAAAUAAAUUAGGGUUUCGUGCAAAAAUAUGAAACCAAUUGAAUUGUGAAGUUCUACAUUUUAAUUUAAAG